Pseudoliparis swirei is the source of this 2816-nucleotide messenger RNA. It is a transcript of the gene dync1li1, whose product is annotated as dynein, cytoplasmic 1, light intermediate chain 1. NCBI's taxonomy places the organism in Eukaryota, Metazoa, Chordata, Actinopteri, Perciformes, Liparidae. The coding region runs from base 1362 to 2600 and encodes 412 amino acids. The transcript has 14 exons. Gene Ontology annotation, molecular function: dynein heavy chain binding. Gene Ontology annotation, biological process: microtubule cytoskeleton organization; microtubule-based movement. Gene Ontology annotation, cellular component: centrosome; cytoplasmic dynein complex. The record is from RefSeq and is a predicted model, not a curated record.
AGGACGAUGACGGACAGGACUUAUGGUCCACCAUCCUGAGCGAAGUAUCUACCCAUUCAAGAUCUAAGCUACCGUCGGGGAAAAAUGUCCUGGUCAUGGGUGGGUAUCUGUGAACGUCUCCUGGUUUAGCUUGAAAUCCCCCUUAAUACUGUUCCAUGGCAAAGCUAGCUUGCGCUGGACCGAUGGUGCUUUUGUGUUCAAGCCUGGCAGAGAGAGGGAGAAACAGACAGGUGUGUCUAGCAGAGAGAGAUACUGGUUUAUCUUGGUGCCUGCGUGUACACACACACACACACACAUAAUCACUCCCCCAUCAUCUUAAGAGGGAGAGAAUCGGGCCGCUUUGAAGCACUGCAAGUCAUUCUAGCGGGCAGUGGAGCUAGUAGCAGCUAGGUGGAGAUGAUGCUGAGGGGACCAAACCAUCAUCAGCCUCUUGAAGGCGGCCACGGGGCUUUCACGUGACCGAGGAGGACGAGAGGGCGCAUCCCAAAUCUCACUCGGUCCUCGUGUUCCGCUGCUCUCCACACACAAACACACGCUGCCUACACGACACAUCCGCUGGGGAUAAUCCGCAGCCUGAUACCCAUUCCGGCGAAUCAGCGAUUUGGUUCCCGUCGGAUGGCUUUCCUGUUUUUCUGUCCAUGUCAACGUCAGCACGCUCUGCUUUAGGAUGCAUUGAGUCCCCCCUGUCGACAUGAUAGUGCACAGUGCAGGAGUUAAUGCAGCCAUGACCUUUACAGUAUUCACAAUAACAAUAACAAUGUGAUGCUGCCAGCGCUGAGGUUAGCAAUGAUGACAAGACGACUGCAGCUGCAGUCCUUUGUCGAUAUGUAUGCACAUAAUGCAGGAUGCUCGGGCUGUUUGAUCCUUAAUGAAAACAGAAAACUCUCCAUAAUGAAGCGGUGUGGCUUUAGUCAAGUGGUUUGUUUACAGUGAUGAGAUGAUUAAUCAAAUAAGUUAUUGACAUCAAUUUUACCUAAUUGCAAAAAAUAUAUAAGGAUCCGAUGCCUUUUGUUGUCCCUUCUGAUAGUAAACUGAAUAUAUUUGGUUUUCUGGACUGCUGGUUGGGAUUUAGGAAAGUGUGAUGUGAAUUUGUGUAAUUAUGAAUUAUCAUUAAGUAAUGUGCAGAUUAAUCAUGAAUGAAAAUAAUUUUUAGUUGUAGCCCUAUAAUUAUGCAGUUGUGUGUAAUGGUAAUUAUGCAUGGUGUUUGCUGCACACAGUUGCUCUCUUUAUCCUUUCACUUAACCCUGCAGUAACUCGUCGAGCUCAGAGCCCGAUGGUGACAGCCGGAUGCGUUGACAAAUGGUGAGGUGGGUUCGGGGAAGACCGCCUUGGUUGCAAAGCUGCAGGGGGUUGAAGAGUUCAUGAAAGGGCGUGGCCUGGAAUACCUCUACUUCAGUGUCCAUGACGACGACAUUGAUGACCAAACUAGGUGUAAUGCCUGGGUGUUAGACGGAGACCUUUACCACAAAGGUCUGCAGGGAGUAGCUCUACCAGUGGACUCGAUCGGCAACACGUUGCUGCUGAUAACGGUUGACAUGUCGCAGCCAUGGAAUGCCCUCGACUCUCUCCAGAAGUGGGCGGCCGUUGCUAGGGAACACAUCGACAAACUCCGGGUCGCCCCAGAAACACUGCGGGAGUUGGAGCACAGACUUGUAAAGCAGUUCCAGGAGUACACAGAGCCAGGCAGUGGAGAGGAUGGCACCCCACAGAGGAGGAAUGAUGAGGAGGAGAGUGUGCUUCUGCCUUUAGGAGACAACACACUCACACACAACCUCGGAAUUCCAGUGGUGGUGGUCUGCACUAAGUGUGACGCCAUCAGCACAUUGGAGAAGGAGUACGACUACAGAGACGAACACCUGGACCUCAUUCAGUCUCACAUCAGAUGUUUCUGUCUGCAGUACGGGGCAUCUCUGGUUUACACAUCAGUGAAGGAGAUGAAAAACCUGGACAUCUUGUACAAAUAUCUGGUCCACCGACUCUACGGCUUUGCCUUCAACUACCCGACGCAAGUGGUGGAAAGAGAUGCAGUCUUCAUUCCAUCAGGUUGGGACAAUGAGAAGAAGAUUGCUAUACUUCACGAGAACUUCCAGACAGUAAAAGCAGACGACAGCUUUGAGGACGUAAUAGCUAAACCGCCAGUCAGAAAGAUUGUACAUGAAAAGGAGAUUCAGGCAGAAGAUGACCAAGUGUUCCUGGUAAAACUCCAGUCGCUGCUUGCCAAACAGCCCGCUGUGACUGCGGGGCGACCAGUGGACACCACCAGCAGAGCACCCACCGGCUCACCCAGGACGAGUAAUCGCUCCGCAGCGGCCAACGUAGCAAACGCAAUGCCGCAGUCGGGUCAGACCAGUGAAGGUGUGUUGGCCAACUUCUUCAACAGUCUACUGACAAAGAAAGCCGGCACAGGGGGGCCUGGGACGCCAGGUGGCGGCAACAACACUCCAGGAACAGUACGCAAGUCAGACAUGAACAUAACACAUGGUUCGAAGCUGGGCCUGAGCGAUGUACAGGCAGAGCUGGACCGCAUAUCCAGCAGGGAGACUGAUUCGGACUUGCCCAAUGCCAACGACACCCCUGCCGCCGACGGCCAGGACACAUGAAGACCAACCAACACACUUCACCCCUGCUCUCCUUGUCCCCUCCCCCAACCCUUCUCCACCUCAGUCACCUUCCACCUCCGUUGUUCUUCCUCCCUUCACUCCAUUACAGACAUGCGGGGAGAAAGAGGAAAGUGGGCACACGACUUCUCCUUUCCAUCGUCUUUCACUCACUUUCUCGUCCCGUACUGCUUUUCCAGCACCUUGUCGUCGUCCCCC